UGGAGGUAUACCUGGAGGGUGCAUAAUGAAGAUAAUUAACUAAAGAAUCUGUCCAUGAUUUAGGCAGGUCCCUGGUUACAAGGGUCAUGUUGUACAGGUCAGGAAAAGUAUUUCCUGGUACUUGAUAGAGCAAUGUGAAUAUAUUGUAUCGUCCUUCCCAGGGAAGCGAAUUUGUGCCUAGCCCAGAACUGAGUUUAAAUUAACUGAGAGGGGUAUUGCAAUCAAUUUCCUUGGACAUUUAAUUUCGUUUGGACACAUCACCACAAUGUAUGGUUCAUUAUAACUUUCUAGGGUGGUUAUUUUGUACUGGUUUUAUAAUGUACUGUGUAUAAUACUUGGAGUGGGUUAUAUUUUUAGCAGGUGUUGUUGUUAGUAGCGUGAAGAUGGUGUGUGGGUCGUGGUGUGUUGUGGUGAGGUGGGUGAUGGUGAUGACACUGCUUCUGGUCCUCUACCAACACCUGGUCACUGCACACGUGUCAUCAGAAACCUUCAGGAAGUUCACAAUCAACAGUUCCUUGGCUGCUCUGCAGAGAUGUCCAGCCUUGUCUGUCCUGGAAAUUCCUGGAUAUGCUCAGUUACCCAGAGUAUUCUGCAGCCAUCUAUGCUCCUUGAAUUCAGCAUGCAGGUUCUUCUCUCUUGAAGGAGGAAACUGCCUGCUUCAGACGCUGAAGUUGACCCCGGGGUACGACGCGGUCAGUGUGAUCUCUGGACUAGACUCCUAUACGGUACCCAGCACUGAGUACGACCUGGCCUUCCUCAAGCCUAUACAAGCAGGCAGUACCUGGAACGGCUACCCCAACCCACCCUCUGUGGUUAACGGAGACAUGUGCUGGACUAAGUCGACUCAGUGUUCAUGUACAGACUACAACAAACAGUGGAUUACUGUCGACCUCUUGACCAGCGUCAACCUGACCAGGAUCGUCGUUACAAGCUCAUUCGACGUCGACCAGGAAUAUUAUGCUAAAACCGACAUACAUGUAGGGAACACAGGUUCCUAUACUACGGACGCCAUUGUGGCCAGUAAGGACGGUACCUCACCAUCCAUGCCUCUGGAAACCUUCACUUACAAUGUUGCUGUUAAAGGUCGGUAUGUCACCUUACACAGAACAGAUAACACAGCUCUCUGUCUGUGUAGCCUUCAAGUGUUCUCAGACUGACAGCAUCACCUCUCUCUCUCGGCAGCCCUGCAGGUGCUGUCAGGCUGACAGCAUUACCUCUGUGUAAUUUACGAUUGUUCUCAAGCUGACAGCUUCACCUGUCUGCAAUUUACGAGUGUUCUUAAGCUGACAGCAUCACUAUGUGUAAUUCACGAUUGUUCUCAAGCUGACAGCAUCACCUCUAAUUUACUAGUGUUAUUAAGCUGACAGCAUCACCUGUCUCCCAAUUCAAGCUGUCACCUCCAGUUAGUUUCUAUAGAGCGUAAAAAGCUUACCUAGCGAAAUUUUCUCAGCUUUCAAUCCUAUAAUAAAGGUUUCAUUCCUAUAAUAAAGAUUCCAACCCUAAAAUAAAGGUUUCAAUCCUACAAUAAAGGUUUCAAUUCUACAAUAAAGGCUUCAACUCUACACCUCUACAAUAGUUUCAAUU
Cherax quadricarinatus is the source of this 1584-nucleotide messenger RNA. RefSeq lists its product as uncharacterized. Lineage: Eukaryota; Metazoa; Arthropoda; Malacostraca; Decapoda; Parastacidae. The record is from RefSeq and is a predicted model, not a curated record.